CUUUGGGUCCCAGUCAGUUUCCAGAGGCUCAUUCACCGCUUGCGCACCGGGAUACCGGAAGUGCCUCUCCUAUAGCUUACCUGAACGAUUUAAUAGCUCUACCAAGAACACCAAACAGCACCUUAUGAGUCUGGAGCAGGUAUUUCGGCGACUUGACCAGUUCAAAUUUCGCGCUCGCCGGCAAAAAUGCCACUUCGCCUGCCAACAGGUUAAAUACCUGGGGCACAUCAUUACGCCCCAUGGACUCCAGAAAAAACGGCCGCCAUCAGUCAAAUGGUUACGCCUCGGAACGUAAAGCAACUCAUGACGUAUAUUCAAACACGUCGAUUCGUGCAGAGAUUCGUUGGACUGGCCCGUGGUGGGUGACACUGUAUCAAGGCCAUCUGGCCCACCACCAAAAAACAUUUAGAUUCGAUUAGCAGCGUUCAUUAAGUCAAUUAUCUCUUCGUCUUACUCAAUAAGAACUAUCAUGGACGGGUCAAAGGAUAAAAUUGAUUAAAUUUUGGUUAGCAAUAAACAAACGUGCCAAGAGAAAUGCGGUCCACUCAUUUCCUAUUGAUUUAUUCCUUUUUCAUAGGAAUAAGGGCGAAAGAAUACUUCUUGAGGGUUACCAUACCUCACGGUGCACUUGACGGAUCGCUUAAGAAGACAUGGACAGGCAAAGAUUUCGUUUCAUUUACUGGAAUACCAUACGCGCAACCACCGAUUGGUAGUUUAAGAUUUAAGAUUAAGCCUCCAUUACCAGCGGAAUCAUGGGAAAACGUGCUGGACGCGACGACGUACAAGUCCAUGUGUGCACAGGACAAUGUGUUAAUGAAUGUUUUGGAGGUGUCCGGCAGUGAAGAUUGCCUUUAUAUUAACGUCUACACGCCACAAAUACGUCAAGAUAGCAGUGAUCUCCUACCAUGUCAUGUUUUUCACACAUGGUGGUGGGUGGAUGGCCGGCAGCGGAGACGAUGCAUUUUGUGGACCAGAUUUCCUUUUAGACGAAGACAUUGUAUUAAUUACCUACAAUUACAGAUUAGGUCCCUUAGGGUUUCUCAGCACUGGAGAUGAAGUUGUUCCUGGUAAUAAUGGACUUAAGGACCAGGUUUUAGCUUUGAAAUGGGUCAGGGAUAACAUCGUUUACUUUGGUGGUGACCCUAACUGAAUUACAG
Molecule: messenger RNA, 1157 nt
Organism: Photinus pyralis (common eastern firefly)
Lineage: Eukaryota; Metazoa; Arthropoda; Insecta; Coleoptera; Lampyridae
Product: esterase SG1-like
Exons: 4
Coding region: 535-1056 (173 amino acids)
Source: RefSeq, a predicted model, not a curated record